Molecule: messenger RNA, 6403 nt
Organism: Trichomycterus rosablanca
Lineage: Eukaryota; Metazoa; Chordata; Actinopteri; Siluriformes; Trichomycteridae
Gene: gon4lb
Product: gon-4 like b
Biological process (GO): regulation of DNA-templated transcription
Cellular component (GO): nucleus
Molecular function (GO): transcription coregulator activity
Source: RefSeq, a predicted model, not a curated record
UCGGCUGUUUGUUAUGGAGUCGGUUAAUUCAGAAGCUAUCUAGCUAACUACUGAUGGCUAUGAACACCAACUUAACGACGAGAGAUGAAAGCAGGUGUGAAACGCAAGCUGGGCUCUCCAGAGCCUGCACAUGUAAAGAUGACCAAGAGGGAGAUACGAUCUCAUGCUGGCAGCACACAGGAACUCAGUCCAGUGAAGAGGAUUUCUACGUCCAGCACGAGAAGUAACCGGAACACGUCGUCUCCCAGGAGGCACUCGCCCAGAUUUAAGAAUCAUGGGCAGGACGCAGAAAGAGGACAUGACACUGUGCAGUACUCCAGCAGUCCCGAUUCGUCUCGCUUUCCCCCCGAGGCGGACACAGAGCUGGGAUUGGUCAUCACACUGGAUGAAGACACAGUCGAGGAACCGGAGCGGCUGAGAAGGAAGAAGGAAGGAAAACUCAAGAACGAGACGCAAACGAAUACGGAUAAAACGAUGCUAAGUGACGGGAGUUCUACUCAAGAGUCCAGUCUAGAUGAGAACAGCGAGGAAGAGUUCAGACAGCUGGACCGAGAUUUAGCCAAGAAGUCCAAACAGCACAACCUGACCUCGGUCCACGUGCGCAGCAUAAUUCACGAGGUGAUUACUAACGAACAUGUAGUGGCGAUGAUGAAAGCAGCAAUCCGGGAGACCCAGGACAUGCCCAUGUUUGAGCCCAAAAUGACACGUUCAAAGCUCAAAGAGGUCGUUGAGAAAGGCGUGGAAAUUCCAAACUGGAACAUUUCACCCAUAAAGAAACCUACAGAAUUAAAGCCGCCUCAAUUCGUCGACAUUCCCCUUGAGGAUGAGGAGGACUCUUCAGAUGAUGAGUACUAUCCUGAUGAGGAUGAAGAAGAUGAGACCGCCGAGGAGACCAUCCUGGAGAGCGACAUGGACAGCAUCGCGUCAUCGCCGCGCGUCAGUAGACGAGCUCGAUCACGCACGCCGGUAGAGCUUUCCGAGUGCGAUGAAGAAAAGAGCAACACUCCACAAACGAAAGCCAAACUUCUGAGGCACUUGAGAGUAGAAGCGGCACCUAUGGGCCCCCCUGCUCCUCCCUCUCAGUCUCUUUGCUCCUUGCGCCCCCAGAGGGGUGUUGACCUGUUUAUGGAGAAGUUGUAUGCUGUGGAUGAGGAGCUGGAGCUCAGCCUGCCUUGCUUGGAGCCCUACCAGGCUCUGAACAGUGGCGAGGACGCAGAGCGAAGUUUAGUGGCGUGUCGGACACGGUCCAAGCGUCCGUUGACUGAUGUACCACUGGACCAGCUGGAGGCUGAGCUGAAAGCACCCGACAUCACGCCGGACAUGUACGACUACUGUUCAGCACUGGAGGACAAAGAGUGGACUCAUUGGCUGCAGGGGCUUAUGAUCUCAAAUCUCGACAACGAAGAGGAGGGUGACGACGACGACGAUCCUGAAUAUAAUUUCCUGGACGAUCUGGAUGAGCCGGAUUUGGAGGAUUACCGCAACGACAGAGCGGUUCGCAUCACCAAGAGGGAAGUUAAUGAGCUCAUGGACGAGCUGUUUGAGACGUUCCAGGAUGACACAGAAGCAAACGAGAAUGACAAGGACCGUGAGGGGGGCCAGGAGCGGGAGGCAGAGGUGGAAUCGCAGAGCACUGCCAAGUUUAACGUUCCUCGAACCAUUCGAUUCGAGGAGCCGCUGGCCAAUAUGUUGACCGCGUGCAGGCGUACAGUCCGGGAACAGCUAGAUGCUCUCCAGCAGCGGCGGGAGCACCAAAGUCGAACGAACAGCGACGUACCGGUGCCCACCAUGCUGCUCAUUUCUCCUCCCAGUACCCUGGUGGUGACAUCCACCCAGAAGCGCCAGUUACAGCAGCAAAUCCAGCAACAUGUGCAGCUUCUGACAGAAGUGAACAUGCUGUGUAGCGGUGUGGAGAGGCUGCAGAACCAGGCCAGCGCCACCAAACUCUUCUUGACAGAGUUGCAGUCGUUUGCAGACAGAGCAGACCAGGUAAGAGCGGUGGUUGAGCCCGGGUUCAGAAGUGCAUUUAGGGUGUGUAACCUCCAUCCGUCGCUGGACUUGCUGGACGAGCUGAAGAAAACACAGUCUCCUCACGCUUCACUGCCCAAAUGUCCACGAUCACGUAGCGUGCACAGGUACCCCUUCCUUCCAGCACAUCUGGCCUGGCUGUUUGCCACUCGGUCAGUGUUUCUUUACCCAGAGUUGCUGCCUCACUGCAGCCUCGACCCGUCCCUGCAGCCUCCACGCAACAAGAACAUCUACACUAAAGGAGAGGAUGGUCUGAUUGUCCUCGGUUUAAAACACUUCAGCGAGACGGAGUUCCCGUACCAUCUGAUGAGCCAGUACCUGAUUCAGCCCAAAAGGGUGGAGCAGCUACGGGCCCGUGUGAAAGACAUGUCCUCCAACAAGGCUGCCGACAACAUUAUCAAGUCUUGCUGCCAGCAGCGUACAGUCCCUCCUCUACCAGUGGCCUGCUGUCCAGUCAUCCCAGGGGAGGAGCGCCCCCCUGUGGAGAGAGACAUUAUGCCAAUCUGGCUCCAGAAAAGUUUGCCAUACAUACAUAAAGCACUAUUCGAGAGCCAAUCAGAAGAGAGCCCAUCAUCACAUACCCUUAUUUUUCCUGAGAGAACACCGUACCCACGAUGCCUUCCUCAAGGUCUGACUCUGCAGCUGCAUCCCUCGGUCAAGCGCCCGAGCUGUCCCCGACCUCCCAAACCGCGCCCGCUGCACGGUUUUUCACGCCCAGCUUCUACACCCUUAGCAAAAGCCCCCGUUCAUUUAUUACCCCAAGUCCCAGCAGCUCUUCCCUCUCAAGGGCUCCUCUUGUUAACCCCGAGUCCUUUCAUCCCGGUCAGCGAGGCCAAAGUGAGCGCCGGUCCUGCUCACGGGACCGUCCCGUUGAACCGAGUCGCUCCUAUUAACUUCCAGUAUGUCGUUCCACAGCUGGGUUGUGUAAACCCUGUCGAGCCUCCUGCCAGUUUACCUCCAGCUGUAGUACACAUAGCUUCAACUCCAGCUGUUCCCUGUAACACCACAGUUCCCACUAAAGACGUGCCAAAGAAAGCAGACGUGCUCAGGAAUCAAACCGGGCCUCGAAAGCUGCUCCCGAUCCAGCCGUCUCCUCUCAGUCCGGCCCAGAUUAUACCGUCUAGCUCAAGACCGGAAAACCUGGCGAAUGCCGUCCCGUCCGUGGUCGUCAUACAGCCUCCUUCCAUCCUGGAUACCUUUGUCCAUCCACAAAUCAUCAAAUCCAGCACCUCACUACCUCAGAAUCCAUUUGUUCAACCGUCUCCUCCACUCCAAACUAUCAAAAGCGACGUGUCAGCGUCAAGCCAUGAAGGUUCCUCGUCUUUAAACGCUAAGACGCUAGAAAAUCGUACUGAAAAUCUCAUCCCUCGUUCAAAAAGCAGUGUUUGCAGUACAGUUGAUCUCCCAGCAGAUAAUUCCCAGUUUGUGCUGGUCCAGGCGGCUCCACAAGGUGGAACACCACAGUUUUUCCUAAUGCCCAAAACCAGUCAACACACAAUCAAACCAGAGGCUUCUCAUAUUCUAAUCAUUCCAAAUACCAGCGAUAAUUUGUCCUUGGUGAGGGUUGGACUCCCCUCAGAGGCUGUCGUGAGCCCAAUCAAGCCUCCACCAGGUACAGACAGGGUGGAGGGAGAACUGUGGAAGGAGGAGGUGGACACAGGAGCUGAGGUGGACGUGGAGGAGAUGGCGAGCGCUCUCUUUGGAGCUCCUUUUCUCCCAGAGAAGUCCGAGAACUUUAGAGAGGAAAACAUGGACAGCUCCAGGUGUGCGGAACAUAUAGAGGAGCUAGAAAAGCUAGAGCAGAUAAACAGCCCCUCCAGCGAAGAGGAUCAUGGGAGUCAUAUCGAGAGUACUCAUCCCUCUGCUAAUCCUAACAACAUAGAAGAACCGAAGAGCAGUGAAGACGGCAGACGGACGUUUCCAGGGCUGCUGAGUUUUGCUUCCGGUUCUGAAAACCAGGAGCAAGUUGGUGGAGGUCAGGGAGGUGGUGAAGACAGGAAGGAGCAAAAGGAGCAUCAGAAUGAGAGCGGAGGAGGGAAAGAUAGGGAUAUAAGCGAAGGAGGGGAGAAAAGAGGAGGUGAAAAUGGCCAGGGCAGUGCUGGAGGGGAUAGAAACGACGAGGAGAAGGACGGAGAUGGCGAGCGCGAGGACGAGGAGGAGGAAUUCGACGAGCUCACGCAGGACGAAGACGAGGAGGAAGUGAUGUCGUCUGCGUCGGAGGAAUCGGUCCUCUCGGUACCUGAACUGCAGGAGACGAUGGAAAAGCUGACGUGGCUGGCAUCAGAGCGGAGGUUAUGCGGGGAAGGCGAUUCGGAGGAGGAGAACUCGCCAAACUCGCCCGCCUCCCCGACCUCGCCCACCUCCCCCAUCUCUCAGAACUCACAAGAGGAGAACUCUGACGACGAGGACGACGGGCCUAUGAAGGGCGAGGAGCUGGAGACUGCCGAGGGAGAGGAGGAGAAACUGCCCGAAGGAGACGCGCCGCAGGAGGAGGACCCUCCGCAGGCCAGCGGGAAGGGGGCCGGGCGUGGCCGAGGUCGCGGUCGCCCCACGCCUCGCAGUCUGAGGAAGAGCAGACGGCAGGACCGGGCCAGUAAGGACACGUCCAAACUGCUGCUGCUCUAUGACGAGCACAUCCUGGAGAAUGAUCCAAUGAGGGACAGCAAAGACAUCGCCUUUGCCCAGGCCUACCUCAACCGAGUGCGGGACGUCCUGCAGGACACUCCCGGUAAGAUGGAGGAAUUCCUGAGUCUGCUGUUCGAGUUUGAGCAGGGCGCGGAGGGUCGAAGCGCCGUGGAGCUUUUCUCUCAGCUUAAACCUCUUCUGAAAGACUGGCCAGACCUGCUGAGGGACUUCUCUGCCUUCCUUCUUCCAGAGCAGGCGCUGGAGUGCGGCCUGUUUGAGGAUCAGCAGGCGUUCGAGCGUAGCAGGCGGUUUCUCAGACAGCUGGAGAUCAGUUUCGGUGAGAAUCCAUCUCACUACCAGAAGAUCGUCAAAGCGCUUCAGACGGCGUCUGCUCUUACCCCUGGAGGCGUAGAUGAGCUUAAAUCCCAGAUGGCCACUCUUCUCAAGGGUCACACCCACCUGCAGGGAGAGUUCUCCGUGUUUUUCGAGGAGCUCCGCCCGCCCCCGGCGCGUCCCGGUCAGUUCGAGGAGGCGGUGUGGCCUGACGACGGGGAUAAAGCGCCCGACGGAGGAGACGGAGUGAAUUUGGUGGGGAGCGGAUGGCUGAGCGGUGGGUUCGAGGAAGUCACGCUACCCGAUCUGGAGGAGGAAGAGGAUACGUCCAAGCUUCCCCAAAUGUCAGGGAAAAGCAGGAAAAGAAAAGAGCACCGAACACACAGAAAGUACAAGGAUUGUAACUGGCCGGAGAUGGACUGUCCCUGCCGCUGCCAUUUCUCCAGUCAUGAUGCUAAACAUCGCAGACACAAGAGGAAAACCUGCCGUCGCUGCCACGGCGUCAAGGGCACCGACGGCUCCAAGUCCCUCAAGAGUGCUGACCGCGCCUUCCUCACAGCAGACCCUUUGCCAGAAAGAGAAGAAGAAAGAGAGGAGUCUGAGAAAGGAGGACAGGAUCAGGAGGAAGAGAAAGAACCCGAAAGUGGGGUGAAGGAGGCAGGAAGUGGCGCUAACAGUCCACAUCAUGAGCCUGAAGUCCAGGCGUGGGACGUCAGAGAGGAAGAUCCACGUGCCGACCCGGACGCAAGAGACGACGGUGAGGAGGAGGACGAGGACGAAGAGUGGAAGGAGGGCGAGAGGGGGCGUCGCCGUUCCUCUCCAAAUAAGUCGAACAAGGAGGAUGAGGAGUCGGAAGCUGGGUGCCCGGAGUCCUCCACACCUGUUCAGUCUGGAGAAAAGGAGACGGCACAGCCGAGCCAACAGAGCCCGUCCUCCGAAACGCCCGUCUGUGCCAAGAACAUCUCGCUCACCCCCAGUGGAGAGAAAGUCGUCCUCUGGACCAGAGAGGCGGAUCGGGUCAUUUUAACAUCCUGUCAACAGCAAGGGGCCAACGAGAGCACUUUUCAGUCCGUAUCAGAGCAGCUUGGUAACAAAACCACCACUGAGGUUUCCAAAAGGUUUCGGGACCUCAUGCAGCUCUUUCACACCUCGGCUCGACAGGCCAGCUCGGAGGACGAGGCCAACGAACAACAAUCUGCGACUGAUGAGGAGCAGGACUGACCUCAUGAAACUGUUUUAACUAUAGGAACAUGGUAAUGGACUUGGGGCUACAUGGUACUGGUCUACAAACUGGAAUUAUUAGGCUGUGAUCAACCAGAGAGCACAAACACAUUCAAUCUGGUUUUAUAGUAAGCCUGGAAAUUACAGUAUGUAUAAACAUGGAUCAGCCAUAACAUUAAAACCACCUCCUUGUUUC